AAGGGUGCUUCACUUGGAAUUUAGUUUUCUUUUUUGCUUUAAGUUAUUUUAGUGACCCAAAAAAUAAAAUAAAACCUCAUCUUAAGUCUCAACUCCCUCCCCCAUUUCAUCUUCUAUCUUUCUCGGCUCCAAAGUCAGCGAGUCAGAGGAGUUGUCAAAGGAUUCAUCAAUCCGAGAAAGAUGGAUUACCACAACAAACUCAUUCUUGCUCCUAUGGUUCGCGUUGGCACUCUUCCACUUAGAUUACUAGCUGCUGAAUAUGGUGCAGAUAUCACUUACGGUGAGGAAAUCGUUGACCAUAAAAUUGUCAAAUGCGACCGCCGAAUCAAUGAACUCCUUGGAUCCACUGACUUUGUGGAGAAAGGGACGGAAAGUGUUGUGUUCAGAACCUGUGAUCAAGAAAAAGAUAAAGUUGUGUUUCAAAUAGGCACAUCUGAUGCCGUGAGGGCCCUAACUGCUGCUCAGUUAGUGUGUAAUGAUGUUGCUGCAAUAGAUAUUAACAUGGGAUGCCCCAAGCCAUUUUCUUUGAGUGGUGGGAUGGGUGCUGCUCUGUUGUCCAAGCCAGAGCUUAUUAGUGAUAUCUUAACAACACUACGGAGGAAUUUGACUCUACCAGUAACAUGUAAGAUCCGGCUACUAAAAUCACCGCAUGAUACAGUGGAACUAGCCAGGCGGAUUGAGAAAACUGGUGUUCAUGCUAUUGCAGUCCAUGGAAGACAUGUCUUAGAUAGGCCCAGAGAUCCGGCAAAAUGGAGUGGAAUUGCUGAUGUUGCAUCAGCAUUAUCUAUUCCAGUUAUAGCAAAUGGUGAUGUCUUCGAGUAUGAUGAUUUCCAACGCAUUAAAUCUGCAACAGGUGCCUCGUCGGUGAUGGCUGCAAGAGGGGCACUUUGGAAUCCUUCAAUAUUUUCACCUGAAGGCAAAGUUUCUUAUGAAAUUAUGGAAAAGGAGUACAUUAGGAAGUGCAUCUUGUGGGAUAAUGAUAUUAGAAGCACCAAGCAUACAUUAAGAGACAUGAAGUCACAUUAUACGUCUCUUGAAGUCCCUUUUUGGAGGGCUGUGGUUAAAGCAGAGUCCACAGCAGAUGUAGCGGAACUCUACGGGGAGCAAGAAUACUACAAAGAACACUACCGAUUAAUAAAAUCAGAUUCCAACAAAGGGUAUAGAUAAUUUUGUUUUGUUACAGAAAAAUUCAUUGGCAGAAUAUGAAAGCCUUGGUUUGGAUUAUUGUACCUCCCAAGCUAAGUAAACCCUUGCAUUAUUUAUUACUCAUACACAACCUAAUAUUUCAAGACUCUAGAAUUUGAGGAUGGAGCUAACUUGAUCAACCAAUACCUGCAAGCAUGGACAUGGACAAUGUUAGAGACUUUGUUCAUGAAUUGUAAUUUAUUUAAGGAGUUGCAAUAUUUUUUUGUAGAAAUGCUCUUAGUAACGUGAACAAAAAUGAGAUUGACUCAUUCUGUAUUUAGCCCCAUUUUUAUUUUUAUUUUUUAUUAUUAUGAAAAACUCAUUGUUUUUA
Molecule: messenger RNA, 1516 nt
Organism: Trifolium pratense (red clover)
Lineage: Eukaryota; Viridiplantae; Streptophyta; Magnoliopsida; Fabales; Fabaceae
Product: tRNA-dihydrouridine(20) synthase [NAD(P)+]-like
Exons: 9
Coding region: 181-1167 (328 amino acids)
Biological process (GO): tRNA dihydrouridine synthesis
Cellular component (GO): cytoplasm
Molecular function (GO): tRNA dihydrouridine synthase activity; flavin adenine dinucleotide binding
Source: RefSeq, a predicted model, not a curated record